UGUGCUGUUCCAGAUCCAAUACAGACAAAAUGUCCAGCAGAGGUGGAAAGAAGAAGUCCACCAAGACUUCCCGCUCUGCAAAGGCUGGGGUCAUCUUCCCCGUAGGAAGAAUGCUCCGUUAUAUUAAGAAAGGUCACCCAAAGUACAGAAUUGGUGUUGGAGCUCCAGUGUACAUGGCCGCAGUACUUGAAUACCUGACUGCGGAAAUUCUUGAACUGGCUGGAAAUGCAGCAAGGGACAACAAGAAGGGUCGAGUCACUCCUAGACACAUCCUGUUGGCUGUAGCAAAUGACGAAGAAUUAAAUCAGCUAUUGAAAGGUGUUACCAUAGCUAGUGGCGGGGUAUUACCAAACAUCCACCCUGAGCUGCUGGCAAAGAAGCGGGGAUCCAAAGGGAAACUGGAAGCCAUCAUCACUCCACCUCCAGCCAAGAAGGCAAAGUCUCCCUCACAGAAGAAAACUGUAUCAAAGAAAGCGGGAGGCAAGAAAGGAGCAAGGAAGUCUAAGAAGAAGCAAGGAGAAGUGAGCAAAUCAGCAAGUGCUGACAGCACAACAGAGGGAACCCCUGCAGAUGGAUUCACAGUCCUGUCCACCAAAAGCCUUUUCCUGGGCCAGAAGCUGAACCUUAUUCACAGUGAAAUCAGUAAUUUAGCCGGCUUCGAGGUGGAGGCCAUUAUCAAUCCUACCAAUGCUGACAUUGACCUUAAAGAUGACCUAGGAAGCACUUUGGAAAAGAAAGGUGGCAAAGAAUUUGUGGAGGCAGUCAUUGAGCUUCGCAAAAAGAAUGGGCCCUUGGAAGUAGCAGGAGCGGCUCUCAGUGCCGGUCAUGGACUGCCUGCUAAAUUUGUGAUCCACUGUAACAGCCCAGGCUGGGGUUCAGACAAAUGUGAAGAGCUGCUGGAAAAGACAGUGAAGAACUGCUUGGCUGUGGCUGAUGAGAAGAAGCUGAAGUCUAUUGCAUUUCCUUCAAUUGGCAGUGGCAGAAAUGGUUUCCCGAAGCAAACAGCUGCCCAACUGAUCCUGAAAGCCAUCUCCAGCUACUUUGUGUCAACAAUGUCCUCUUCAAUCAAGACCGUGUACUUUGUGCUCUUUGACAGUGAGAGUAUAGGGAUAUACGUUCAGGAAAUGGCCAAGCUAGAUGCCAACUAAGCCCAGAAAGUUAUAAAACCAGCCGUCUUGCCCAUCUCCCCCAAAAAUCCUUAUCUCAUUGUGAGGCAGAGCACCCCGUAUUUUAAAUUUUGCUCAUCUAGGGGAAUAAAGGUGGUGGGGGUUUUUUGGUUUAUUUUUUUCCUUUUUGUUUUGUUUUUGUUUUUUCCUUUAAAUAUUUUUGGUUGACUUUUGUUCUGUUUUGUUUUUACUUUCUAAAAUGUUUUAUGUUGGCACUGAUAGUUGGCAUUACUGCUGUUAAUGCACUGUAUUCCAGGCAUCGUCUGAAUUUAGUGUAAUCUAGGAGAUUUUAUAGUUUUAUUUUAAUGAAGUAUGGAUCGAGAAAGAAAGUUGUUAGGAGUAUGUAGUCUUUUACUUGUGAAAGAAACGGCAGACCCUAUUUUGUAACUGUGUUGUGGUGCUUUAUCAAUACACUGAGUGGCGUUCCUUUCAUUUUUUUAAAAGAACAGAUGCUACAAACCUAAUUUGUGUUUGUUUAUUGUCUUAACGAUGGAUCUGGAAACAAAAAAAAAACCCCAUUGUCCUUAAUUAUAUUUACAAUUUGGAAUUUGUGUGAAUUGAUUUAGUAAAAUGUUUGAACUGUUA
Alligator sinensis (Chinese alligator) is the source of this 1751-nucleotide messenger RNA. Its product is annotated as core histone macro-H2A.1. Gene Ontology annotation, cellular component: nucleosome. Gene Ontology annotation, molecular function: protein heterodimerization activity; DNA binding; structural constituent of chromatin. The record is from RefSeq and is a predicted model, not a curated record. Gene Ontology annotation, biological process: nucleosome assembly. NCBI's taxonomy places the organism in Eukaryota, Metazoa, Chordata, Crocodylia, Alligatoridae. The transcript has 8 exons. Bases 30 to 1148 code for a protein of 372 amino acids.